GUUAUCAAAACUCCCACAAAACAAUUUGCGGAGGUCGAAAACCCCCACAGAUAGUGUUAAAAACCCCGCUAUUCAGCUGCGUUUUUUGUAAUGAAUUGUUGGACACCUCUCAAUGAUUCACUGUCAUAUUUAUACCAUGAUGCUUAUGUUAAGGAUUAUGUUUAUUCAAAGACAGUGACAGAGAAAUAUAUGUUGAGUUGCGGGAACAACGAAAAUGGUGGAGGGUUGGAGGUGGUUACUCUUAUAUGUGGGGUUGUAGGAGGGGACACUCUUCAAUUCUUCACACCUAGUAGUGUGGAAAUAUGUAUCUCGCAGAUUAUAGAAAAUGCAAAGGGAUACAAAUCACUGGAGUUUGUUCAAGAAUUUCUUGGGAAAAUUCCUUUUGUACAUGUUGAUGAUGUUUGUGAAGCUCAUAUAUUCUGCAUGGAAAGUAGCUCAAUCAAUGGAAGAUUUUUGUGUGCUAGUUCCUAUGUUUCGUUGAAAGAGAUCGUUGAUCAUUACGUUCUUCAUUAUUCAUAAUUCAUUGUUAAUCAAGAAUAUGCAGAUGGGCCAAAGAAGGAUAUGAAGUGAGGGUCAACAAAACUAUAUGACAAAGGACUUGUAUAUAAAUAUGAUGCUAAGAUGAUAUUGGAUGAUUGUAUCAAAUGUGCUAGAAGGAUGGGUCAUC
Molecule: messenger RNA, 667 nt
Organism: Vicia villosa (hairy vetch)
Lineage: Eukaryota; Viridiplantae; Streptophyta; Magnoliopsida; Fabales; Fabaceae
Product: anthocyanidin reductase ((2S)-flavan-3-ol-forming)-like
Exons: 3
Coding region: 91-519 (142 amino acids)
Molecular function (GO): oxidoreductase activity, acting on the CH-OH group of donors, NAD or NADP as acceptor
Source: RefSeq, a predicted model, not a curated record